CAGUCCAAAUUGUUGUCAGUUCCUUUUUUUAAUAAUUAUGGCGCGAGAACUCCCGGUUUGCAACGUGGCAAUUUUGCACGACAAAUUUCGUAAUACGCCCGAGGAUCGUUACAUGGUGGACAUCGCUUUGGCGCUCGACGAGAAACAGACAACUCUUUCGAUCUACACCACGGAUUCGGGCAACGGGGAUAUUUUAGAUUCCACUUCGCCUUUGGACAAAUACAUCCGCACGGUUGGAACGUGGAUACCGUCCAACGUCUGUGGGGCAUUCAAGCGUAUGUUUGCGGUCUUCAGAUCGAUUUGGCUAACCUCGAAGUUACUCAUUGAUCCUCCCAGUCCCGAGCCGAGUGUUGUGAUAUUGGAUUUGGAGCCCAUUGCUAUCCUUCUACUUAGCCUUUUAUCUAAUUACAAAACCCUCUACAUCUACCACUUCCCUCACUUAAGGUGUAGUGAUCACUAUGACAAGAGCAUGUGCGUCGUGCCCCCCUUACUGACACUCAAGAGCCUAAGGUACGCCGAUGAGAUCAUAGUCCAAACCAAGUGCCUGCGGGAGGUUUUUCAAAGAUCGUUCCCAGAUAUUACUGAACCUUUGGUGUUAACCCCAUCCUACAGUACCGGACUGUGGAAUGCGGACACCAUCGACGUAAGACGAAUAAUCCCCGACCUACCGACGAACUACAAACUCUUCGUCGCGUUCGGCAAAUUCAUGGAACGUUCCAAUUUCCUACUCAUCCUCGAAGCAAUCGACAAGCUGAUGAUAUCCGCCGACAACAACCUGAAGGAAGAACUGCACGUGGUCAUAGCGGGUUCCUAUCGAAACCGCUCCCCCGACUACUACAACAAACUAACCGAGACGACCAAGGGCAAACCCUUCGCCUCCAAAAUCUCGUUCCUGAAGCAACUGCCGACGGUCCACAAGAAGACGCUGAUCCAGGCCGCCACCGCCGUGAUUCACCUCGUCGAUAACGACCUAUACCCCGGGCCGAUAGUCGCCGCGAUGAGUAUGGCGAAGGCGAUCAUCUCGAUCGACUGCGGAUUCGCGAGCACGGUCCUCACGCACCGAAUUUCGGGAAUAUUCAUCGAGCAGGACGCGACGAAGCUGGCGACGGUGAUAAGAAAAGUCGCCGAAAGUCCUAUGCUUAAGACGUUUCUGGGCAAUAUGGCGCGGGGGAAGUAUCUGACCGACUACUCCCACAAGACCUUCUCGGACCAGAUUUUUAGUUGGUGCACCAGGUCGAUACCUGACCAUUAUAGAAGCGAAGAUGACUGAUGCACGUGGAGAAACUAUCUAUAUCUAACCAUACUGUAAUAAUAAA
Messenger RNA from Photinus pyralis (common eastern firefly), 1316 nucleotides. RefSeq names its product alpha-1,3/1,6-mannosyltransferase alg2-like. The transcript has 2 exons. Lineage: Eukaryota; Metazoa; Arthropoda; Insecta; Coleoptera; Lampyridae. Gene Ontology annotation, molecular function: GDP-Man:Man(1)GlcNAc(2)-PP-Dol alpha-1,3-mannosyltransferase activity; alpha-1,3-mannosyltransferase activity. The record is from RefSeq and is a predicted model, not a curated record. The coding region runs from base 38 to 1270 and encodes 410 amino acids.